GGCCGCGGGGCUCGCGGGGCGGCGGGAGCGGCGGCGCGCGAGCGCCGUGUGGCGGGGCCGCGAGCGCGCUCCCGCCGCCCCCCUGAGGCGGCCCGGCCGGCGGGGCGGGCCGCGUGCGCCUCCCUUCGCCUCCCCUCAGCCGCCGCCCGCCCGCCGCCGUGACAGCAGAUGUGGCGUAUCUGAGUUUGGAAUCGCCGUCACCUGUGUAUCCUAGGGCCACAGAAUGGACCGUGCUGGAACGCCGCAGCGCUCCAAGCUAUGGACAAGCUCCAUCACCCCCGUCACCAAACAAGCUACUUGUUCAGUUCUGACUCGCUUACUAUUCGUUAUAACUUAACUAUUGUGCAGACUCAAGGUGAACUCGUUAUAUGAACAGUUCGUCCCCCGCACGCCUGUGAGCGGCCGAGACUGGCGAUCCGGUGGAUGUGGACUGUGCAGUAUCCGAAGGUGCCUUAAUCCAUUCGUGUCGUGUUUGAGCACACUUUGGAUUUAACCGUUCCUCAUCCUGCUUUCCCUGUGAUGAUGUGAAUGCUUACAAGCACACUCACAGUAUUUUUUUUGCCUCACGCUCAGGCUCCGAGCCAGAACUGAUGUCAAGGAUUGGUGUAAGAACAGCAGGUUUCUGUAAAAGGGGCUGCCGGAGCGAUGGCACGCGUGCGGCACCGGUGGGGACGUUACCAGUGUUAAGACACUGUUUUGUUUUUGGAAGUCUGGACUCAGAAUCAGCUGGAAAAGCAAUGGGAUUCCCAGUGAGUGCUGACAAAGUAGGUCAGUUGAACGCAAAAGUGAAAGCACACGCACCACCCUAUUCCCACGUCUGGCGGGGGAGCGCAUGUCAGCCUGCAAGCGCGAAAAGCCCCAGGACUCAUGCGUGACUCGAGUUUUCCGAAACAAAUACGAUCUUUAGAUGGAGUUAAGAAUUGUUACCUGCGUCAAAGAAACAGAGACCAAGAAUGAGCAUGAGUGGGGAGAGGAUCCCUCAAGCCUCACAGCGCGGAAAGACGUGGAAAAGACCCGACAGCAGAGAAUAAGAGGAGGUGAGCUGUGCUGUGCUUGCAAUGGAAUCAUUGGGAAUUUGCCAUGAAAGCAGAAUUUGUUGUUGUUCUUUCAGCAUUUCAGUACCCAUCACCAUAUUAUCUAGGCGCCACCGUAAGAUUAGGAAGCUCUGCGGUGACAUUCUCAACAUGGUCUGUUCAAAGGUCAUUAGCAGAGCCUUCCAUAGUGGAAAAGAUCGGAGGAGGGUACGGAAGUGACCCGCAGAAGGAGAGAAAAAGGAAAAGGAGGCGGUAACCUGUUGGAGCCAUUUUGGUUGUGCUCACCCUCUGUGGCUUGCUCAGCUAGUAGUGAAGUACAGGAACCUCAUGUCAGCUGCCUUUAUUCUGCUGCGGGGACUCUAGUACCUGCUGUCACCUCGGAGAGCUAUCUCACGUGGCCUCGAGACUGCUGCCCCUGAGCUUUCUUCAGAUGCUGUUUACAUGCUUGGUCUUCGCGAUUUCUGUACGUUACUGCCUCAGAGCAGGGCAUUUCUCUCAACAGCUCCCAGGAGAGAGCAAGCACCGCAGCUCAGGGAACCGCCUUCUCCAAACUGAUGUAUUAGUUAAAACUUUAUUUUUAGCUUAGCGUGCAAAUCCUACAAACUCUUUCUGUUUGAAGAAGCAAAAAAGGCUGUUUUCCAAAGUACACAAAGUUACAUAGCACCCACGGAAUCAGGAAAGAUGGUUUUAGCCCACGAGGCCCAAUCCUGCUUCCACUGCAGCCAGUUGCUGUAGCGUCUCUGAUUGCCAUGAGCACAUGCUGAGGACAACCUGGGGAACUUGCGUUAUGGAAACUGGCGCUGGCCGUACUGCGUUCACUGAUGCAGUCUGCUGCUACUCUUUCAAAAAGUAUACUGGAAAGAGACUACAAGAAUGGAUCUCUGUCAUCUUAUGCUUCUCUCUGAUCUGUUUCAAUUUUUACAAUCUUCUCUUCUACUUGCGACUGGAACACACGCCCUCUGUUAUCAUCGGGAUAUUUGCAGGAGUUAUUACGGCUGACUUCCUAUCAGGAUUAUUUCACUGGGGAGCAGAUACCUGGGGAUCUGUGGAGCUACCCGUAGUUGGAAAGGCUUUCAUCAGACCCUUUAGAGAACAUCAUAUUGACCCCACAGCAAUUACCAGACAUGAUUUUAUAGAGACCAACGGAGACAACUGCUUUAUGACACUAGUCCCAUUGGCAAACAUGGCAUACAAAUUUGUUUCAUUUUCCCCAGAGGCAUUAUAUGAAACAUGUCCUUGGGAGUGUUAUGUCUUUGCCCUUAUCAUCUUCAUCACCAUGACAAACCAGAUUCACAAGUGGUCGCACACGUACUUCGGUCUUCCACCCUGGGUCGUAUUUCUACAGGACUGGCAUGUUAUCCUGCCACGGAAGCAUCACAGGAUCCAUCACGUGUCUCCACACGAGACGUAUUUCUGCAUUACAACUGGCUGGCUGAACUAUCCAUUAGAGAAGAUAAGAUUCUGGAGGUGUUUGGAGAACAUUAUCCAAGGAGUUACUGGGCAGAAGCCGAGAGCAGAUGACAUGAAAUGGGCUCAGAAAAUUAAAUAACACUUGCCAGCCUUCUGCAAUCCUUAAUUUGUUGCCAAUGUUGGUUUUUUUAAAAAAAAAAAAAUUAAGCCAUCAGCCAAAUUCAAGACCUGCGAAGAAUAACAGACUCUAAAGCACAAACUAAAAAGUGCUAACACAGACUGUAAUGAAAAGAACUAAUUCUUAAAACAAUACUUGAAAUGAAGAUGAUUACUCUUACUCAGCACCUUUUCGUUUAGCCACGUCUGCUUACGUCAUAGAAAAUAGUUCAUCACUGUAUCUCGUAAGGCUAUCGGGCAAGCCAGAAGGCAGGACAGUCACUCCAUUGGUACAUGGUGGCGUCGUAAACAUGUGUUGUAUCAACAUUAUUUAACGCUUCAAAAAACAGCUUGUUGCCUAAGACCUAUAGGGAGAACGGUGACAACAGUUUGUCACUCCAUGUUUGAGUCCAAGUAUGCUGCGAGAAAACGGUGCGUCAGAGGAACAGAAGCCUAUAAGGUCAUCACCGUUCAAUGCACUUAGUGAUUGGUAAACUUACAGCUCUGUCUUCGCUAUCAUGUUAAAUCUAAUUGAUGUAAUGUGGAACAGACUUUGAGAACCCCGCUCCACCAGUGGGCCAUGAAUCUUCAAGUGUCCUCAGUUUCCCUUAAAAUAAAAUUGUUCUACUCUCUACGUGGAAUUGAGCAAACCUUUUCUGCGUCAGCCUUCAACGUCGCGAGCCUCUGCGGAGAGGGAGGGCACCCAGUGCAACACAUGCUCACGUUUGUUCGUGCGGAGUGCUCACUGAUGAGUCUUCUAUUAAGUGUUUCCUACCCUGACAAUAAAUGUUUAAAAUAGUUCUAGCAUUGGACACAUUGCAAAUAGCCGUAUUCAAGAGCUCAAGGUAUCAAACUUGUAAUGUUAGAAGGGAAAUGUCAACGACUGGUGUUUUGUUCCUUUUUUUUUCUGUUUGUUUUUAAGGUGCUUGCUUGUUUCUGUAAAUAAUAUAAAGCCUUAAUCUC
Molecule: messenger RNA, 3563 nt
Organism: Phalacrocorax carbo (great cormorant)
Lineage: Eukaryota; Metazoa; Chordata; Aves; Suliformes; Phalacrocoracidae
Source: RefSeq, a predicted model, not a curated record